Molecule: messenger RNA, 2790 nt
Organism: Tetrahymena thermophila SB210
Lineage: Eukaryota; Ciliophora; Oligohymenophorea; Hymenostomatida; Tetrahymenidae
Exons: 2
Source: RefSeq, a predicted model, not a curated record
AUGCUCUCUCACAAUAGCUCGCAAAAUCGUAUGAAUUCAAAUUACUACUAAUCUGAAGGCGCAAACGAAAAUAACCUCUUUAAUGGAGCUUCAUAAGACUAGUCUUUUCUCUCAAAUAAUAACAAUAAUAUUAUGAGCUGUAAUACUAAUAAUUGUAAACCAGUGAGUAAAAUUCUUGCUCCUUCUCAUGGAAAACACAGCUCUUUAUAUGAAAAAAAUCCUGGAAAUUUAGUUUAAAAUUAAGGGAUAAUGCGCCUUCCAUCAAUAGGAUAGCUUUCAAGUACAAAAGCCCUUGCUAUUAAUCCUUUAUCUCCAAAUGAAUUCGGUAGCUUAUUCGAUGCUGAAAAUAAAUUUAUCAAUUCAUGUUCUUCUGCAUAACAGAAGAAGAGGAUGAUAAGAGUGUAGUCAAAAAAUAAAUUUCCUUCAGAUUUCUUUAACGAAAAUUAAGAUUAGUUUUAGUAGAAUAAUGGAAAUGAAGAGAUUUCCUUGUAAAGUAAUUGUAAAUUCUUCUAGUCACCAGAUAAUAAUUUUAACUCGCCUUCAUAGCAAAGAAUGUCUAACCCAUAAAUCUAAGUGAAUUAGCUAAAAUUAUCAUAGCAUUCUAUUUAGAAUUCAGAAAAUUCCUAAAGCGUAAAAUAAUUUGAUGUCAGUGUCAAUUCUUAUUCUAUCUUGUCUCCUAGAUCAAAUGUAGAUGAUGCAAAAAAAAAUAGCGUUUAACUAUAGAGUCCAUAAAAUACUUAAUAUUUUUAACGUCCAUUUAUCAGUGCUAUGGGAAGUCGCUCUAUAAAAUCAUAAAACAAUUAAGUACAAUAAUAAAACACUCCCCUUAGUCAAUUAAAGAAAGAAUUUUAAUUCAAUAAAAAUAAUUUUAUCGAGCAAUAAUAUGAUAUGCAACUUUCAAACUAGCAAAACUCUAACAAUAUAAAUUAAACUUCCAAAGGAAGCUCUGCUAAGUAAAAUGUAGCUUUGAAUAACUAAUCUGCUUCUGGUAGUAUUAAAAGACUUAUAUCUGCUUAACUUCCAAGCCCAAUGGUAUCUCCCAGUAACACUUUUAGAAUGCUCUCUCCUACUGAAAAGCACAAUCGCUUACUUAGUCCUUCUUCUUUAUAAUAAACAUAAAAAAUAUAAAGCAGACUAAUUUUAAAAGCAAAUUCUUAAUAGGAAAAUUCUGAAUAAAAGUAAAAUGACUCUAUAUAAGAAAUUAACAUAAAUGAAAUCAGAUCUUGCACGAAUGACUUAUCUAUCCCUAAUAGCCCAAAAAACGUCCUUAUUAGAUAAAAUAGUGAAAAAGUAUAAAAGUGCUUAGAAAAAACUAAAAGUGCUAAUAGUUCAAACAAAAAGUCUGAAAUAAACACUCCAAAAUCACAACAAAGUUAAAAAAGUUUGCUCCAUCACCCCAUGUCCUAAUAGGCUUAAAGACCUAAAAUUCCAACUAGCAGCCAGAAAAGAACACCAAAUUAUGAUGUAAAAAGUUCUGCUAAUAUUCACGAGGCAAUUAAUAAGGGACCUUUGAGCACAAAAAACAAUGAAGCUGACAAAAAAAAUAAAUUAUUUUAAGGUUCUUUUAAAGAAAGAAAAGAUACUGAAAGCAGCGAGAACUCAGAGAGUUAAGCAACAAAAUUUAUAAGCAGAAAACCUGUUGCUGUAAAUAAAGCCAAAGGUGGAAGUAACAUAGAUUUUAGCAACUUUAAGGUACCUAUUUCUACUAUAAACAAAAAAAUAAAAGAAAUUUCUGUACUACCUAACAAUUAAGAGAGAUAAGCUGGUAAAUCUUAAACUACUAUAGUCUCAUCUUCAUCUAAAAACCAUAAAGAAGAUUAAAACUAAAACAAGCAAGUUCAAAAUAGUGAAGUUUAAAAAAAGAAAAAAUCUAAAGCUUUAUCAACAACAAAGCUUUAGUCAUUCAUUCCUUUAAACUAGCAAGAAUCUAGUAGUAUAGCAGAAGUUCAAAUUGAAGAAUAAAUAGAUGAUCAUUAGAGUCUUAACGCAGAAGAAGAGCACGCUAAAGAAGAAUAAACAUUUUUUGAAGGUGAAAACUCAGACACAACUAAAAAUAGCAUAUAAUAAAAUAAUACAAAUUCAUUGAAUAGUCCAAGCCUUUAAUACGAAAAUCUCUAUCUAUUUUCGGAUAAACAAAUACAAUCAAGUCAAAAUAGUAUGGUAGCCUUACCUCCUCCUCAAUUAAAAUAAUUUUAUUCAGAUUGUUGUGAUACUUCGAAUUUUAACUGUUAAAAUACUUUCUCCUUCCCCAAUUAAAUUAGUGUAAACAAUUAAGAUACUAUCAAUUUCUAAACUAAGAUUGAUGGCUAUUAAUAACACAUUAAUAAUCAAAAUUUAAAUUAAAAUUUUAAUAAUCAAUAUAACUAAUUUAACGAAUUCAUUGAAGAACAUCCUAUGCAAUAAGAAGAGAUCAAUUCAACAAAUAACUAUAAUAGAACAGCCAAUUUCACUGAUUAUCACAGUGCUUCCUAAAAUGAAAAUAGCUAAAAUUAACAGAAACUAAAAUCUUCAUAAAAAGCUUUACCAAAAAUUGCACUAAAUUUCAAAGAAAGUGAAAAAUAUAAACCCUUUUUAAUCAGAAAAGUUAGUAGCUAAUGUAGUAUGAGAGUCAGAGGAAAUCUCUCCAGUAAUAGUACAUGCAGUAAUUAAAGUAAUAAUAUGGGUUUUGAUUUUAUGAAGAACGGAUCAGGGGGAUCAACAACAAAUGGAAAAAGCAUGAUUUCUUCUCCAACACUCCUUGCUUCUAACGAACAUAUUAAUUCUCAUGAAUUUAGCUUUAGCAACUAGUGA